AUGAUGAUGCGACCCGUUGUGUGUUUGCUGGUUUUUCUGCUGAGUGUUGCCUCUUUUUAUGUGAAAGCUGACUCGGAUACUGUUAAAGCACCCGGUGCUGAUACUGAUUCUGAUUGCUCUACUGGAUUUUCUAAAACUACUGGACGACCUUGUACUACUCCUGGAAGUCAAGUUAGUGAUCGCAUCUUCAUAUCUCUCCAUAAUGAAGAAUCUCACUACCCUGUGUCACGCUCUACUGGAAGAUCUAACACUGGUACCACAAGCAGUUCUUCUGGCACACUAAAUUUGGGUGAUCAUCAAGCACCAGGUGCGGUAACACCGGAUCUGGGUCGUACAGGAGAUACACUCCCUAGAGACUCAGAAAUAUCUGCACAAGUAGAACACUCUGCGCUGAAGAAUAUGGAUCAAGAAAAGCCAACACGUGCCGAUUCUCAGUCCACAGAAGAUGGAAAUAAUCGUGACACUACGUCUGAUACUUCAACAACUCAAGUGAACAGGAGUAACACCGCAGACGGAGCCACUCUAACUGCGGAAGAACAAAGCCAACCUCAACAGUCUAAUGCAGCUGCACAACAUAACCAACAAUUGUCAGACAAAACAGGAGAUAAAACAACAUCGAGCGAUUAUAAUACUACCGAGCAGUCUUCUGCAGCCGCUGGAACGACUGGCACAGAAAGUUCACAGGUAAAUGGCAAUGCUGAUAUAACGACCACCACCACUAAUACUACCACAGAUGCACCAACCACCACUCCAUCUUCUGUUCCUGUACCUAACGCAGAGAUCAGCAGCAUUGACCCCAUUGUACAGAAGAACAAGGCUAAUGCUGACAGCAGUUUCAGUCCUGUGUGGAUGCGCACUGCAGCCCCGAUACUGAUUGUGGCUGUGUUGUUUUCCGCUACCGUGUACUGA
This is a messenger RNA of Trypanosoma theileri, 909 nucleotides long. RefSeq lists its product as uncharacterized. The transcript has a single exon. The coding region runs from base 1 to 909 and encodes 302 amino acids. Lineage: Eukaryota; Euglenozoa; Kinetoplastea; Trypanosomatida; Trypanosomatidae. The record is from RefSeq and is a predicted model, not a curated record.